AUGAGACACAACUACAUUUAUGGGGACAGCAAACAUGAAGUGAACGUGUAUGUCAAGGUCUACUCCAACAGCCCAGUUCUGGUGUGUAUGGAUUUGGCUCUUUCUCAGAAAGAGCUGAUAGAUCCCAAGUACGUCUGGACUGGUCCAAAUGGAAAUAAGUUAGAAGAGAAAAAACAUGUGGAAGUUGAAGGAACAGGGAAGCUGGUUCUGAUAGACUUCAAGGAGUCAAUGUCUGGGGCCUACACUUGCACUCUUUUUCACAAAAUCUUGCCAACUAUAAGACAAGAAGAAAGAGAAAAGGCUGAGAGAUACAGAUUUAUGGUAUAUGCCUACAGGGAAGCUGACCACACCUACCAGGGCUUUGCUCACUUCAUGACCAAGACCUGUGAGCUGGAAGCCAACGAGGAGUUCUUUGAGAAGCUGAAGAAAAUGUUAAACGACCUGAUCUCUGACUUGACCUGUCACCUCUCACAGUCAUCCUACAGAUGCCACCACAUCAGGACACCAGAACGAGGUUUCCAUCACGAGCUCUUUGUCAGCUUCCAAGUCAACCCUUUUGCACCAGGAUGGGAAGAAGUUUGCCACCAGGGCCCCUCUGAUUGUCAAGAUGUGACAAACAUGAGAGUUCACAAGGCAAGAGAUCGAAUUCAAGAGGUUUUCAAGAAGAUGACAUCUGUUCUGGAGGAGUUUGAAUCUGUUCCUUCCAUUCACUACGUGGACAAGAGUUUCUCAGUGUUUCCCAUCGACAGCUGUCGACCAGGUUUUGGGAAGAACAACCUCACCCACAGGCUCUGUGCCAGCUGCUGUGUUGUUUGUGAGCCUGGAACUUAUAGUCCUAACAACGACGUGACCUGCCAGGUCUGUGCAAAGCCUGAAGUCAGGAAGUAUGGAGCAAGACACUGUUAA
This is a messenger RNA of Chaetura pelagica (chimney swift), 906 nucleotides long. It is a transcript of the gene ZPBP2, whose product is annotated as zona pellucida binding protein 2. Bases 1 to 906 code for a protein of 301 amino acids. Gene Ontology annotation, cellular component: extracellular region; acrosomal vesicle; zona pellucida receptor complex. NCBI's taxonomy places the organism in Eukaryota, Metazoa, Chordata, Aves, Apodiformes, Apodidae. The transcript is spliced from 7 exons. The record is from RefSeq and is a predicted model, not a curated record. Gene Ontology annotation, biological process: binding of sperm to zona pellucida; acrosome assembly.